Stylophora pistillata is the source of this 1592-nucleotide messenger RNA. RefSeq names its product ephrin type-A receptor 4. Gene Ontology annotation, molecular function: protein binding; ATP binding; transmembrane-ephrin receptor activity. Gene Ontology annotation, biological process: ephrin receptor signaling pathway; protein phosphorylation; axon guidance. The record is from RefSeq and is a predicted model, not a curated record. Gene Ontology annotation, cellular component: dendrite; plasma membrane. NCBI's taxonomy places the organism in Eukaryota, Metazoa, Cnidaria, Anthozoa, Scleractinia, Pocilloporidae.
AACGCUGUGAAACAUCAGUUAUCAUGAAUAUUAGCUACAAAGAACACAUGGAUUAAGUUUACUGACGAAGACGGCAGAAAAGAUACACCACUACCGCUUUGCCUAGAGUCUUCCGUCCGUGACUUCAACUGCUAACAUUAUUUAAGUCGCACUUUGGCAAACAUUGAUGCACAUGACCUUUUGCCGCUUGUUGUUCUAGAUUACCGCGGAAACCUUACGCUGUUACACCAUUUUGUCCUCAACCUGUAAUUACAGUAAAUUCUUUUCGAUCAUUCAUCAAUCUCCGAUCAACUUGGAACAAUCAGUCGAUUACUGGCAGCUGGAGACAAUGUGGAAACAAUCAGAAAAUGAAUCGAGCAAGUCAAAGGGGAACUCACAACAUGUGCUUUAUGGACCACAUGUUAUUCGCAGUUUUCAUUCUCCUACUCUUUGUUACCCUUUCAUCAACUGAUCAAGUGAUUUUAGAGAAACAGCCAGUGUCGAGGAGAACAUGGAUUUGGGUCACAGCAAAGCCAACGGGUGCAGACGACGGGCCGGCUGGGUGGGUGAAACAGAAAUAUUACUCACUCUGUGAUGUUUAUCUGGAUGCAUUUCCACAACCAAACAGCUGGCUUAUAAGUGAUCCCAUCGGGGUCGACAAUGUGGUGAAAACAGUCAUCGUUACUAUUGAUUACAAAACAGAGAACUGCACUGCUAUCAAAGGAGGGAUCCAUUGCAAAAACUAUUUCCAUUUAUACGAACAUCAGUCCUGGCAAACAACGAGACUCGACCCUGUAACAAACAAUGCUAGUUAUGACAAGAUUGCGAAAACAGCUCCGUUAGCUCUUGGCAUCAGAGUGUCUCAAAAGUUUCGUGUAGAAGUUAAAAAAAAGUACAUCUUUUUGGCAUUUCAUGACCAGGGUUCGUGUAGUGUCCUUUAUUCUGUCACUGUUAGUUAUUACGUCUGCCCAAUAUCGACUCAAGUUAGUAGCUUGGUUUCCCUACCACACACAGUAGCUCCAGCAAACAACUCAAAGCCUGUUGAAGUUGGUUGUGUUACAGAUGCCUUUAACAACCAAGGGACUCUAAGCCUGGAUUGUCAGAGUGAUGGGGUUUGGAACAUCAGCUCACUUAAUGGAAGUUGUAUAUGCCGGGAGGGGAUGGAAAACGCAGUAGGAAAAUGUAAAGAUUGUCCAGAAAAACGAUACAACGAUGAGAGUGGCUUAAAUUGUACAGUUGUACCAUCAGCCCCGAAAAAUGUCAGCCUCGGCUUUGUCAACCAAAGCGCUCUGGAAAUACAGUGGCAGCCUCCCGCAGAAACUGGGGUUCAGACCCACGUGUUUUAUGAAGUUGAAUGCCGUCGACCAUGUGAAGUUGAAGACGAAAGCGAGUGCGUAGAUAAAGCUUGCAGGAGUGACAUCAUUUUCAUACCAAGAAAGGAUGGCCUGAGCACCACUAAGGUUACUGUUGGAAACCUUACCUCAUUUGUAAACUACACAAUAAGAGUUUACGCUAAGAACCGAGUGAGCGAAGUGGCGAAAUUGAAAUAUGGAGUUGAGGCGAACUUCACGGCAAUUACCAUAAGGACUAACGGGUCAUGUAAGUCAGUAUAA